Sipha flava (yellow sugarcane aphid) is the source of this 1086-nucleotide messenger RNA. RefSeq lists its product as uncharacterized. The transcript is spliced from 4 exons. The record is from RefSeq and is a predicted model, not a curated record. NCBI's taxonomy places the organism in Eukaryota, Metazoa, Arthropoda, Insecta, Hemiptera, Aphididae. The coding region runs from base 1 to 1086 and encodes 361 amino acids.
AUGAGCGAAGCCACCAUUCCAGCGGCCCUGUGCCCCUAUCGUACCAAAAAUUUGACCGGCCCACAAAAAUCAAGUUUUCUUAAUCCUGGUUUUAACAAUUGGAAAAAAUCUUAUGAAAAUGUUAAAGAACAUGAAAAUAGUGCAAACCAUCGUAAAUCAAUGCUAACUUGGUUAGAUCGUGUAAACACUAAACAUCGUAUAGACAAAACUAUGGCCGAAAAAAUGUUGAAUGAAAAAAAGUAUUGGGUUAAAGUGUUGCACCGUGUAGUAUCAGUUGUUAAAUUUUUGGCUGUUCAUGGGUUAGCAUUUGAAGGUAAUGACUCACGGUUGGGUUCUCCGAGUAAUGGAAAUUUUCUUGGAAUUCUUGAAGUUAUUUCCGAAUUUGAUCCCUUUUUAAAACAACAUAUGAAUGAAAGCGCUAAUAAAGGAUCAGGAAAUGUAUCUUAUUUUUCGAUGCGUAUUUGUAACGAAAUAAUUGACCUAAUGGCAAAUGAAGUUUUAUUAGAAAUAACUAAACAGUUACAAGAAACUAAAUACUUCGGUCUAAUUUUAGAUUCUACUCCAGAUAGAGCACAUAGAGAUCAAUUUGCUGUUGUUGUUAGAUACUGUUAUAAAGGGUUAGUUGUUGAGCGAUUCUUAACAUACAUUCAUAUAUUAAGCCAUACUGGUAUUUCAAUGGUCGAAGAAGCUCAAAUAAAAAAAAAAUGUAGUGUUGCUUUAUUUGCACCUUGUUUUGCUCAUUCCCUAAAUUUAGUAGGGUCACAUGCAGUGAAAAGUUGUUUAGAAGCAAUCAAUUUUUUUGGUGUUGUUCAAAAAUUGUAUGCAUUUUUUGCGGCCUCGACACAUAGAUGGAAUUUGCUUUUGACUGGUCUAAAAUCGGAAGAGAAAAAUAAAAUAAUCGUUUUGAAAACAUUAAACACCUUAAGGUUAGAAGGAAAAGAGGAUAAAGCAUUUGAUAGUUGGGGAAAAAAAGAUAUUGAAAUAUCCAUUGAACAAAUCAACAAGAAUACACCAAUUACUGAGAGUAAAUGGAUGGAGUUUAGAAAAGAAACUGAGCUAGAGGAAGAAUUGUGUUUAUUAAAUUGA